CUGACUGAGGAGACUGAGCAGAGAGGCUGACUGUGUGUACUUCAUUAUACACCUCUUAAGGAGAAGAACGGGACGACAGACUGAGAUCAGGCCACAGGUUUCGGGUGGUGAAGAUAAGACAUGUCAGCGGGGAUGCUGAAUGACCUUGAUGAACAAUGUCGAUGCAGAAGCAGCUGUCUGUCAGGGAUGACUGUCGCCCCAUCACCGCUCUGGGGUACCAUCCUGCACGGAGGGAGGUACUCACAGGCUGUGCAGAUGGAGUUAUUAAAUGGUGGGAUAUAGAGAGUGGGAGGAGAACAGCCAGCUCCACUAAAGAGCAUUCUGGAAUGAUCACACACUUCCUGUACUGGUCGGAAUCCAAACUUCUCCUCUCCGCCUCAAACGAUGGAACAGUGGUAGCGUGGACCAUCGGGGCCACCGUACUUGAGAAGAUACUGCUGGGCCGACCCGUUUUCUCCAUGGCGAUUAAUCAUAGGCGGCACCAGCUGGUGUGCGGUUUUGCGGGGCGCGUCACGGUCUACCCGCUGGACGAGAAGAAGGGGAUCAGUACUGCAAAGAGCUCCAGCGAUCACAGACACAGCGAUAUUGUCUCUUGCAUCGUGUGCCACGAUAGCCAGGUUUACACCGCAGGCUAUGACAGAAAGUUAAUCAUCUUUGACACCAGCUCGUACCCCAAUGUGAAGGGCCUGACAGCAGUACACUGCAUCUCGAGAGCUCAUGAGGCAGGGAUCACAGCCCUAGCUCUGGUCAAGGAAAAAGAGAGCACACGUUUGCUGACAGGUUCCUUUGACAAGACUGUACGUGUGUGGUCUCAAGAUGGACAGUUGAUUCAGAGGAUCAGUUUUUCUGGGGUGAUCACUGGGCUGUGCUACGUACCCUGUGUCAGUAUGCUUUGGAUUGCCAGUGAAAUGCCAGUCGCAACAUUGUAUGAUCCCAAAUCUGGAGAGAUUGUGUCUGACUUCAUUGAUACUUUCCAAAACACUGAAGGCGGGCCUAAUCUUGAACGGCUCGUGUACGUACCAGAAACCAGCUCUGUUAUUGGCUCUGCCGGUCAGCGUCAUGUGACGGUCUGGAGGUACAACAAGACUGGGUGUGUCACAGUCCUUAAGAACAGACAGCCAACGGAGUGUCUGGCCUAUACCAAGAAAAAGCCUAUUCUCCUGUUCAGUGGCCAUGGUGAUGGGACUUUGCUGAAAUGGGAAAGGUUCAACUCCUCCCACUUCCUCUAUAGUAAAGAGCUCUUCAAUGUGUUUGAAACACCUCCGCAAGGCAGAGAGAGACGGACGAGUUCCAGAGCAGACUCCAGCACUGUUUCUGAUGAAAUGAAGCGCAGAGGAACCUCGGCGAGGAGGUGCACCAGAAGCAAUGAGAGUGUUCCACCAGCUCCAGGGGGCAAGACUGCAGGUUUUACAAGGAGUGUGUUUGUGGAGGAGCUGGAUCUGCUAGCCCUGUCCUCUGAGAAUGGAAGUGUUUACCUCUGGGGCUUCGACGAUUCUCUCUCUAGCCUUCUCAGGAUGAUGCCAUCCAAGACUAAUAUCGACUCGGACCCAGCAAAGAGGUUUGAGUUAAUGUCGGACCGAGCCGGUGGGUCACGGGACAGCAAUAUGACUGAAGAGGAACAUGUUUCAGACUCUGUAACAAACCGGGUCUCAGGGUUUAUUUGCAAGAAGGUUUUGGCAGGACACUUUCACACUGUCUCUGGGCUUGCUGUGGUAGGGAAAGGAAGUAUAUACAGUACUGUAUACUUGAUCAGCGGGGGCUGGGACAGAAGACUAUGCAUCUGGGAUUUAAAGACUGGUGAACUACAGGACACCUUCUGCAACCCGGAUCUCAAUGGGUGGCAUGAACUGAAGGAGGUGGCGUGUGAUGGAAUCAUUUUAGACCUGGCCUAUUCUCCAAAGAGAAACGAGUUUGCAUACUCCUCCAGUGAUGGGCUGAUCUACAUACGUCAAUUCAGCCCUGUGGGCCAGGAGAUGAGGUUGGUCAAUGUGCUGCAGGGGCACCAAGCUGACAUCACCGCCAUCGUAUGGCACCACCUGAGCGACAAGUGGAUCAGUGGCUCUGAGGACGGCUCUAUCCGCAUAUGGACUGCAGAUGGAAUGCAAUGUGAGCGCACCCUAGCUACCAAUGGGGCGGUCAGUUGUCUUAGUGUUGACGAGCUCAAUGGCUGCAUCAUUGCUGGAGUACACAAUGUAUUAAGGGUGUAUGACCCAGAGUCAUAUUUACUAGUUCAAAGAAAUGCUGGGCACACCGAUUCCAUCCGCUCUGUACUACACAUCCCAGAAAGGAAGCAGUAUGUGACAGCUUCAUCAGACAUGACUAUACGGAUGUGGAAUUCUUAUACCAUGAUACCUCCAAACACACAGCAGAGCUGAGCAACGAGAAGCACGAGAGAUAUCUCGUUCUGCAUUGCAGCCCAGCCUUCACGAUCAAUACAAGAGAUAUCCCGUUCUGCAUUGCAACCCAGCCUUCACGAUCAGUACAAGAGAUAUCCCAUUCUGCAUUGCAGCCCAGCCUUCACGAACAGCGCAAGAGAUAUCCCGUUCUGCAAUGCAGCCCAGCCUUCACGAUCAGUACAAGAGAUAUCCCGUUUUGCAUUGCAACCCAGCCUUCACGAGCAGCACAAGAGAUAUCCCGUUCUGCAUUGCAGCCCAGCCUUCACGAUCAAUACAAGAGAUAUCCCGUUCUGCAUUGCAGCCCAGCUUUCACGAGCAGUACAAGAGAUAUCCCGUUCUGCAUUGCAGCCCAGCCUUCACGAUCAAUACAAGAGAUAUCCCGUUCUGCAUUGCAGCCCAGCUUUCACGAGCAGUACAAGAGAUAUCCCGUUCUGCAUUGCAGCCCAGCCUUCACCAGCUGCACAAGAGAUCCUGUUCUGCAUUGCGUUUUUGAGCAUAAGACUAAUGUGCUAAGAUAAAAUUAUAUUUUAGGGGCACUUUUUAAAUGUAACUAACAGUUAAUAAUUAGAUAACACGUUAACAAGUUGUGACAUUUUUAUUGAAGUUAAUUGACUUAUGUUAACAAAUGUAUAAGAAAUGAACAUUUUCUGUGAUAAAUGCAUUAAACCCCCACUUCAGGAUUGUCAAUCAUAAAAUGUAAAACAAAUGGAGCAACAAUUGAGUUUGAAAGAAUUCAAAAACAAACAAAAAAACGACAUA
Molecule: messenger RNA, 3155 nt
Organism: Polyodon spathula (Mississippi paddlefish)
Lineage: Eukaryota; Metazoa; Chordata; Actinopteri; Acipenseriformes; Polyodontidae
Exons: 18
Coding region: 156-2375 (739 amino acids)
Molecular function (GO): protein binding
Source: RefSeq, a predicted model, not a curated record